This is a messenger RNA of Micropterus dolomieu (smallmouth bass), 1037 nucleotides long. RefSeq names its product glutamate receptor ionotropic, NMDA 2C-like. NCBI's taxonomy places the organism in Eukaryota, Metazoa, Chordata, Actinopteri, Centrarchiformes, Centrarchidae. The record is from RefSeq and is a predicted model, not a curated record. The transcript is spliced from 2 exons. The annotation marks the transcript as partial.
AUGGGCGUUCGUCUAGGCUGCUUGAGCGACUCCCCGUGGUGGCCGCCGCCGCUGCUGCUGCUCCUGCUGCUGUUCUGCACUGUCCCCUGCUGUUCAGGAAGGCCAUUUGGGAUUCCCAUGCCUUCUGUGAAUGUGGCGGUGGUGUUCAGCGGUUCGGCCUACCAGGCAGAGAUUAAGGGGCGGUUAAGCCGGGAAAACUUCAUGGACCUGCCUCUUGAAGUGAACCCCAUCACUGUGCUGGUCAACAACACCAACCCACGGGCACUGCUCACUCGCAUCUGUGAUACCCUCUCCACCAACCGCGUCCAUGGCGUGGUGUUUGAGGACAACGUUGGCUCGGAGGCCGUGGCACAGAUCUUGGACUUCAUUUCCACUCAGACAGCUGUGCCCAUUGUGGGAAUCAGUGGAGGCUCUGCUGUCGUCCUGCCAUACAAGGGUGAAGGCUCCAACUUCCUCCAGCUUGGCGCCUCCAUUGAGCAGCAGAUCAACGGCAUGUUCAAGGUGAUGGAGGAGUAUAACUGGGACAGCUUUGUGGUCAUAACCAGCCUUUACCCGGGCUACGAAACCUACGUGGAUUACAUUAAGUCCUUCACAGACACCAGCUAUUUUAUAUGGGAUCUGCAGGACGUGUUGACGUUCGAUAUGUCCGCAGACGGCAUGAACGACAUCCGAGCAAGGAGACUUCUGCAGCAGGUCGACGCCCAGGUGCUUUUGGUCUACUGCUCUCAUGAAGAGGCUCAGUACCUGUUCGCCAUGGCAUCUGAGUCCGGAUUGUUGGGGCCAGGCUACAUCUGGAUUAUUCCCAGCCUUGCAGUGGGGAACCCGGACAUCCCCCCACCUGACAGCUUCCCUGUGGGGCUCAUCAGCAUCAUCACAGACCGGUGGAGGAUGAGCCUGAGGAAGAGGGUGCGGGACGGGGUGGCUAUCGUAGUGAAAGGAGUGCAGAGCUUUCAGAAACAGAGAGGCUUCGUUCCUGAGGGCCAAAGUGAUUGUCACAACCCCGUCAAGCCAUCCUUUACUAAUGACACUCUGUUCAG